UGUGUGUACGCACAUCCACAGAGUUAAAUCAAAGGCAAAGGUAAACAUGGGUCGGUGCCUGAUAAUUGUUUUAGGCAUAGUGGGCUUAGUUUUUACAGGGUCAGCCAUGAGUGCACCAUCAUGCUCGCAGGUGGACGUAGAGGUAGCACCAUGCUUGCCCUUCUUGAAAAACGGCAACGGCCCAUCAAGUACGUGUUGUGCAGGAGUUAAGCAUAUCAAUGGCGAUAUUAAGAACAAAGCUGACAGGCAAGCUGUAUGCCAAUGUCUUAAAGCGGCAUUAGGCAAGAUUGGAUCUUACGACCCCAAUCGAAUCCCUCUACUUCCUAAUAAAUGUGGGAUCCCCGAUCUCAUUCUUCCUCCAAUCGAUCAGAACACUGAUUGCGCCACGGCAUGAUUCUGCGUGUACGAUGGGUAGAAUCAAGAGGACCUGUUGGUGCUAGAAAGGAGUAUAUAAUGUUAUGUACCAAAUAAAUUUGGAAAUGAGUCAAGCACUUGAUCAAAAGUCUGUGUUAAAUAAUUGAUGUAUCGAU
Molecule: messenger RNA, 530 nt
Organism: Carica papaya (papaya)
Lineage: Eukaryota; Viridiplantae; Streptophyta; Magnoliopsida; Brassicales; Caricaceae
Source: RefSeq, a predicted model, not a curated record